AUGCGCUGGAGUCCUUGUGCUGACCAACCCACCGCAGCUGUCAUGGCCGCCGUGGCGCUGGUGCUGGUGGGCCUGGCGGUGGUUCUGAUCCUCUCCGUGGGCCGGCACAAGGGCAGCUACCGCACCGACGAGGCCAAGGGCGGCCAGUCCGGCCAGACGGCGGACACGGCUCUGGGCGGCGACCGCGCCCUGCCAGGCGCCGUGGAAACAGGGCGACGAGGAUUUUGA
Gadus morhua (Atlantic cod) is the source of this 228-nucleotide messenger RNA. It is a transcript of the gene gypc, whose product is annotated as glycophorin C (Gerbich blood group). Bases 1 to 228 code for a protein of 75 amino acids. Gene Ontology annotation, cellular component: membrane; cortical cytoskeleton. The transcript has 3 exons. Lineage: Eukaryota; Metazoa; Chordata; Actinopteri; Gadiformes; Gadidae. The record is from RefSeq and is a predicted model, not a curated record.